AUACUCCAGUAGUAGGACACUCACACACAGCACACACCUCUCGACGCACGGACGCACCACACACCACCUGAGAACUUGCGCUGCAUCAUACGGCUGGCGAACGGUGGGGUUCGUGGCGGCGAUAAGCGGGGCUUGUGGUGGACUAAAUAGAAUAACAGCUUAGUUGCAGCUGCAAAUCAAUUUUUCCAGUUGAUGUCAGUUACCAGUCACAUCAGUUCAGUUUAAUUCAGUUCAAUUUUGAUUUGGUUUCAGUUGAACGAGCAAUUCAUGAACCAAACUGACAUCUCUAAGCACCACCAUAAUCAAUGUCUGCUUUAACACUUACUCCCAACUCUCUGCAAACAAUCUCCACUCAACUUCACUCUCUCUCUCAUAUCUCAUCUUCUCAAAUUUCAUUCAAUCGCGAAUCAAAACUUUCAUUUUCCUCAAAAUCCUCUUCAACUCUAACCCCAUAUGCAGCCCUUUCUGACCCUUUUGUACUCCAAAUUGCAGAAACCUUUGAAGAUUCUCUCUCCUCUUCAUCGUCAACCCCCUCAACUUUGCAGAAACUAAGGGAUUCUUCCUCUGAAUCCCUCCUUUCUCUCUCAUGGCCCACCAGAAAAGACGAACCUUUCAGAUUCACUGACACUUCCUUCAUCAAAUCCUCUGAAAUUCAGCCUAUUUCUAACCCACCUCAAGAUUCUGACUUUUCUGAGAUUUCUUGGAAUACCCAAUUGCCUUAUCUCACUAUGGUUGAUGGGUACAUUGUGGAUUCUCUAUCCAGCUUGUCGGGUUUACCUGAGGGUGUGUUUGUGGGUAGUUUGUCUGACCUAUCUUCUGAGGGUCUUGUGAAAAGGGUAUCUGAAUAUUUGGCCAAUUUUGUAGGGGAUUUAUUUUGGUCCCUUAAUGGGGUCGGAGCUCCUGAUUUGGUUGUUGUUUAUGUGCCUGAAGGGUGCCGGGUUGAAACCCCCUUGCACUUGAGGUAUUGCUCCAUGAGAGGGAGUGAAUUCGGGUCUAAUAAGUUGCCGGUUUCGAACCCAAGAGUGUUGGUGUUGGUAGAGAAGGGAGGAGAGGUGGGUAUAGUUGAGGAGUUUGUGGGUGAAGAUAGGGAUAAGUGUUAUUGGAAAAAUUCUGUUCUUGAGGUGGUCAUUGGUGAAGGAGCAACAGUUAGCCAUUCUUAUGUUCAAACACAAUCUUUGGGAGCUGCACAUGUAAAAUGGACUUCUAUUAGACAGGAAUUAGCUAGCACCUAUAAGCUUGUGGAAAUUAGCUCUGGUGGGAAACUGAGCCGACACAAUCUCCAUGUUCAGCAAGUUGGUCCAGAUACAGUUACAGAAUUAUCAACACUGCAUCUCUGUAUCAAUGAUCAGACACAAGAUCUGCAUAGCAGAUUAAUUUUGGACCACCCACGGGGUUACACCAACCAACUUCACAAGUGCAUUGUGGCUCAUCCACGUGGACAAGCCGUGUUUGACGGUAAUGUCAGGGUCAAUAGAUAUGCUCAGCAAACAGAUGCAGGCCAACUGACAAGGAGUCUCCUCCUUGUACCUCAAGCAACAGUAAACUUGAAACCCAAUCUCCAGAUUAUAGCAGAUGAUGUCAAGUGCUCUCAUGGAGCUGCUAUAAGUGACUUAGAAGACGACCAGCUCUUUUAUUUCCAGGCUCGAGGUAUUGAUUUGGAGACUGCGAGGAGGGCUCUUAUUUUCUCUUUUGGUGCCGAGGUAAUUGAGCGGAUCCCUGUUGCUUCCUUGAGGGAAAAGGCAAAGAUUCACAUUGCUGAGUUACUCAACCCCAUGAUAGCCAAGUCUACCACCUAAAGAAGGUGUAACCACUCAGCAUACACAAAUAUCUACAAGGAUCGUACUAUUUUUGACAUUUAUGUAUAUAUAUAUCAAUUUAUUUGUCUCAUAAUCUAUUUAAAAGAUAGAUUGAUGGCAACAGCCUUAUGUAACCAAGUUAUAGUUUCUCCAUUGAUGUACACACGUGUAAUUUUCACAUCUGAACAAAAUAUGCUGUUUGUAUUUAUAAUAAUGCCAGAAUUUGGAUGCA
This is a messenger RNA of Beta vulgaris subsp. vulgaris (sugar beet), 2028 nucleotides long. Its product is annotated as protein ABCI7, chloroplastic. The transcript has 4 exons. The coding region runs from base 306 to 1796 and encodes 496 amino acids. NCBI's taxonomy places the organism in Eukaryota, Viridiplantae, Streptophyta, Magnoliopsida, Caryophyllales, Amaranthaceae. Gene Ontology annotation, biological process: iron-sulfur cluster assembly. The record is from RefSeq and is a predicted model, not a curated record.